AUGUUUUGACAGCUAGCACACGCACGCACGCACGCGUUCAAGGCCAUUCAUUUGUUUACCGACAAAGUGUGACAUUCGUCGGCAACUGAAGAACGACGCAGCAGCUGCACCACACCGCACUUUUUUCCGCAAUUAUUCGGCAAUUUACGCGUGCAGCGGUUUCCAUUUGGCACACAAACUCAGAACCGGCCUCAAAAUUGAUUCGCCCGGCAUGGUUUCUACCCGUGGCCAUAACACGAAGUACAAAUUUUGCGAUGGCGAAAAGGUGCUGUGCUACGAGCCGGAUCCAACCAAAGCGAAGGUCCUGUACGAUUCAAAGGUGCUGGAAGUGUCCGAAGGUAAAGACAAGCGGGGCCGGCGUAUCGUAGAAUACCUGAUACACUUCCAGGGCUGGAACUCAUCCUGGGAUCGGAAAGUGAGUGAGGAUUUCAUCCUAAAGGACACGGAAGAGAAUCGACAGCUACAGAAGGAUUUGGCGGAAAAGUCUCAGCUCUACCAAGGUGGAUAUUUGUAUCGCAAGGAGCGGAAAAAACAGCGCGCCAAAAGUUUAACCGAUCGCAUCGAAAGCUUAACGAGUGCAAAGUCCCAUCCGAUUAAUCCGUCGUCGGAAGAUGGAAGCUCGUGCAGUAAUGGAUUUAGUAGGGACGAAAAUGAAUACAACAUUGAUGAUAUGGACGAAUACUACAGCAGCUCUGUUGAGAGCUCACAUGAGGAAGAAAAGGUUUACCUUCAGGCCGGCAACAAAUUUCGCAAACAUCUAGACCUCGACCACCACCUAAUCGUGUCCGAGGGCAUGCUGGUGGAACUGCCGGUCAAGCUGCCGGUGGUAACGAUAUUGGAAGACUUUGUCCGCUACUACACCAUCCGCCAGCUGUUUGAGUGUGGUCAUCAGGAGCAAACAAAGUCCCGGCGACGCAACAGCUCUGCCUUACGCAGCGAACACAAAAUACGCGACUACGAGCAGAUUCGUACGAACGUAGAAUUGUGCAAAGAAGUGGCAGAUGGAUUGCGCGUAUACUUCGACUUUACGCUUCAGGACUAUCUGCUGUACCCGCAGGAAAAAGCGCAAGCCCAGAUCGUUCUUUCCGAGGAGAAUCUGCGCAACUUUACCUACAUAGCAUCGCAGGAUCUAUCGCUGGACAUGUUGACCGUACGGCUCGAAUCACCUACGGUAGAUGUGCAUCAGCCGCUGAGCGAACAUUCCGACCAGUCGACAUCGGCCGCAUCGGCCGAGGAACGGAGGCGACGACGGUUACGCUCGCACAAAAACGAAGAGAACGAGUUUGUGCUGGAUUUUGGGGCACUGCAGUACCAACCGGGACACCACAUUCAACCGAGCGUUGCGUCGACAGAUUGUAUCGGCAAUCUGUCGCCAUUCGGGUCGAGUCUCAACAUACUGCGCUCCGUCAUUCCACAGAACAUGACCAUCUCACGGGAAGCCAAAGAAGUGCUGGACGAUGUGUUUCGAUGGCGCAUUCUACCAUCGAACGCACCGGCCGAACCGUCCAUGAUCUACGGCGCAGUUCAUCUGGCACGGCUCAUUGUAAAGCUACCCGAAUUCCUGUCCGCAACAGCAAUGGCCGAUGAGAAGCUAAAGCUCCUGCUCAAGUUCUUGGACAUCUUUGCCGAAUUUAUCGAGGAACACGAGGAAUGGUUUGGGAAACAGUUUUACUUCAGCCUUAGAGACAGUGAAGGUGGUGUGUGAUUGUGCCCGGGGGCCGUGAUGCUUUUGCGGAAAAGUUUAUGAGAGGGUAACUGUACCAAUGGAUCAAAUCGAAUAAACAAGACUUAACAUAUUAAUAUUUAA
Messenger RNA from Anopheles stephensi (Asian malaria mosquito), 1807 nucleotides. RefSeq names its product male-specific lethal 3 homolog (gene msl-3). Gene Ontology annotation, cellular component: nucleus; MSL complex; NuA4 histone acetyltransferase complex. The transcript has 4 exons. The record is from RefSeq and is a predicted model, not a curated record. The coding region runs from base 212 to 1705 and encodes 497 amino acids. Lineage: Eukaryota; Metazoa; Arthropoda; Insecta; Diptera; Culicidae. Gene Ontology annotation, biological process: chromatin organization; regulation of DNA-templated transcription.